Messenger RNA from Armigeres subalbatus, 771 nucleotides. RefSeq lists its product as uncharacterized. The transcript has a single exon. Lineage: Eukaryota; Metazoa; Arthropoda; Insecta; Diptera; Culicidae. The record is from RefSeq and is a predicted model, not a curated record. Bases 1 to 771 code for a protein of 256 amino acids.
AUGGAUGACGUAUUGAGUGGAGCAUCGACAUUGGAUUCUGAAAAACAGCUGCGAAAUGACAUCGAAAGUCUUUUGAAGAAAGGGAUGUUUCUCAUUCGAAAGUGGUGCUCGAAUGAUGACGAAGUGCUUGAAAGUGUUCCUUAUAGAGACCGUGAACAAUUGGUACGCAUCGAAGAAGCUAGUACCAAUGAUACAAUACGAACCUUAGGUAUUCUCUGGAAUCCACAAAGUGAUCAGUUUCUGUUCUGGAGGAACCCUGAAUUGGUGCAACUUGACGAGAAGGUGACAAAAAGAAGCGUUCUCUCCUACAUUGCAAAACUAUUUGAUCCGCUGGGUCUUAUAUCACCUGUUAUCGUGUUGGCAAAGUCAAUCAUGCAACAGUUGUGGGCUAAUUCUUUGGAAUGGGACGAGCCAAUUGAAGGAGAACUGUUAAAUAAAUGGUUGGUCUUCCAAAGGUCCCUGAUGCAGUUGAAUGAAAUAGAAAUACCGAGAUGUGUUGUGGCUCGUGAAGCGUGUCGUAUUGAGAUCCACGGUUUCUCUGACGCAUCGUGUACAGCCUACGGUUCCUGUCUGUAUUUACGAAGCAUUCGGGAGGAUGGAGCGGUUUCAGUUAAACUGUUAUGCAGCAAGUCAAGAAUCGCCCCUUUGCAUCGCUCAACGAUGCCAAGAUUAGAGCUAUGCGCUGCCGUGAAUUUGGCAAGAUUGAUCAAUACUGUGAUACCAAUUCUGAAAAUGGACAUACAUGGAGUUAAGUUGUGGUGUGAUAGUUAG